GGCGCCAGUAUCUAUGGGUUAAAUAUUGCCAAGCCGUCAGACAUGGACGUUAUCCGGGGGAUGACGGGUGUGUGUCCACAGCACAACAUUCUAUUUGACGUUCUCACCCCUCGUGAACACUUGGAAGUGUUUGCUAGUCUGAAGGGGGUAGUGCCUGAUCGACUCAAUGCCGAGAUUAGGACUUUGCUUGUGGAGGUUGGUCUGAUGGAGAAAGCUGAUACACCAGCUAGUAAGCUGAGUGGAGGUCAGAAACGCAAGCUCUCUCUCUGUAUUGCUGUCAUCGGCGAUCCAAAGGUCGUGUUUCUUGACGAGCCGACGGCGAGCAUGGACCCGUACUCGCGCCGGCAGGUGUGGAGUCUGCUGCGCAGGCUGCGGCCGGGCCGCAUCAUCCUGCUGACCACGCACAUGAUGGACGAGGCCGACAUCCUCGCUGACCGCAAGGCGAUCAUGUCCAGCGGCCGCCUGCGCUGUGUCGGCUCGUCCUUCUUCCUUAAGAAUCGGUUCGGCAUCGGCUACCACCUGACUAUCGUGACGUCGCAGCCAUCGUGUGAGCGUGACCGCAGCAGGAUCGUGGCCGCGCUGAGGCAGCAUGUUCCGCUUGGGCAGCAGGCCCGCGCUCAUGGCAUGGAGCUCUCCUACAUCCUACCACUCAACGACAUCAGCAGCUUUGCUGCACUGUUUGAGCAGCUGGAGACAGACAAGGAGGAGCUGGGUGUCGCAAGCUACGGCAUCGCCAUGACAACGCUCGAGGAGGUCUUCCUGAGGCUUGGAGAGGAGGGAGGCGAUGACAUCCUAGAGGAGAGUGUUAACCCAGCACAGCGCCUGAUCGAGAGGCAAGGGAGCGUGUUGAGUUCCAACACUAGGCUAGAGAGAUCGCUGUCCCGAGGUGGCCAUACCAACCCCGCAGAGUUCAACAUCCAAGAGGAGGAGGGAGCUGGGACAACUGCAGGUGGCGCUGUAAUCGGUGUUAGCGGAGAUGUUAUGAGCUGCAGCUACGUUCAGCGAGAGGGAACCGAACUUCACGCCACCUGGUGGCAACAGUUUAAGGUUUUACACAAGGUGCGCUGGAUGAACACACUUCGCAGUAUCAAGGCGGUGUUAGUACGCAUCUUCGUACCAGCUGUGCUCGUGGCCGCCAGCCUUGCCUUGGCUGCCUCCUCCAUACCCUCCACACAGGAGCCAACGAAAUACACGUUCCACAGCGUCACCUACAACACCUGGGACGUGCUGUACACGAACUCGUCGCCGUCCAGCGUGGAUGCUCUCUUGUCGGGGCUGACCUCACAGGGUCUAGACGUGGCGCGGAUGGGCAACUAUGAUGACCUGCUGAACGUGGGAGUGCACUACCAGGCGAUGGACGUACACCAGUUUGACACGGGGGGAGAGAACAUGACCUGGACCGCCAUCUAUAAUGACAGCGGGCUGCACGCGCUGCCAACACUGAUGAACGCCGUGGCAACGGCACGCCUCCGCUCACUCGGCGCUGACGCGGCGGCGGCCAUCGCGGCGUCUGUGCAACCGUGGCGCUCCCUGACGGGAGAGACGUUCACUUUUGAUUUUAUGUCGUUCUUCUCUGUCAUGAUCCUCGGUGUCGUGCUGACGAUAGUUCCUGUAGGAUUCGUCAGCGAGGUAGUCCAGGACAGAGAGGUGAGUGACUGCAGGGAGAUGCUAUCCACAGAUAACACGUGGUCACGAGAUGUUGUCGCUGCUGCCUUGUUUCAUCAUCUGCAUGCUUGGCCUGCUCCUGUUUGCCUACGGCGUAUCGUUCUUGUUUACAAGUCGAGACAGCAGGAGAGACGUUGUCAUUCUCUGCAGCCUUCACUGGCAAUCUACUUACCGUACAUCGCCGUCUCGAUCAUGGACACGGUGGGCGCGAGUGAAACUGCUAGGAUCGUGCACAUCGUCUGCAUCAUCUUCGACCCCAUGUACACACUCAUCGGAGGGCUCUACUACGUGAGCAAGGUUCAUCUCUCCGCCAGCAUUCUUGGAAUCGAGGAGACACCAUCCAUGUACUUCGAGUGGUCAAGCAACAUUCCUGUUACACUUCUAGUGAGCACAGUUCACCUGUUUGCGCUCACACUCCUACUCAGGGUGCUUGUCAUCCGUAAUACAGGGGGCGCCAUCAGCGACGCUUUUCGUCUGGGCACGUCCAAGCGCCAGAUCAGGUUACCGAAGUCAUGCCUCCCACCAGGGGAGAACGAGGAUGAGGAUGUUAAGGAGGAGAGGGAGAGAGUGGCAAGGUUGGCCAGUGACACCACAGGACAGUACGCGCACACUCCUCAGCGAUGUGAAUUAUUCGACAGUGAUCUCUCCUCUGAAGAUGAAUAUGUGAGCCCAGACAUGCCAUUGUUAGCAGCAGGUGGCUCCUUCCAUGCGCGAGUACGCUCGCCAAACCCCAAUUAUGGGAACCACUAUCCUGUUGUCAUGGUCAAGAAUAUGCAGAAGGCGUUUUCCACUGGAGGGCUUUUCGAGAAAGGAAAUGAAAUCAAGGUGGCGGUGCGGAACCUUUCUCUUGCUGUGGAGACGGGUGAGGUGUUGGGACUGCUGGGACCAAACGGUGCAGGAAAGACGACCACUCUGAGUGUGAUAACCUCUGAGACGGCACCAACAGCUGGAACGGUGACCGUGGGUGGUUACAACGUAGUCUCGUGUAUGUCUGAGGCCUACGAGGCGAUGGGUUACUGCCCCCAGCACGACGCGAUCUGGCCUAACAUUACCCUGAGAGAACACCUGAUCUGCUAUGCUGCGAUGCGCGGAGUCCAGCCAACCCAGAUUACACACACAACUAACUACUUAAUGGAUGCUUUGCAAAUCAGGGAACACGAGAACAAGCGAUCAGACGUGCUGUCGGGCGGGACAAAACGAAAGCUGAGUUUUGCGAUCAGCAUGUUGGGGGCACCACAGGUCGUGCUGCUAGACGAACCGUCGACCGGCAUGGAUCCGCAGUCGAAGCGUUUCCUGUGGGACACGAUCAGCGCUAGCUUUACCGGCGACCGUGGCGCCAUCUUGACGACACACUCGAUGGAGGAAGCAGACGCUUUGUGCAGCCGCGUCGGCAUCAUGGUUGCUGGAGAGCUCAGGUGCCUGGGAACUACACAGCACCUGAAGAAUAAAUACGGAGGCGGCUAUAACUUGGAAGUGAAGGCAGCUUGGUCCAGUGCAGAUCCCGACCACCACGAUGGAGCACUUCUGAAUCGCCUAGUGAUGUUCGGCUUUCAGAGCUGGCGAUCGUACAGAGUGCUUCGGAUAGCGGUCUACCUACCACAUCCCACAGUCAGACCGGCUCCUCCGACUGUCUUCCGCAACCUGGACGAGGCGUGA
Priapulus caudatus is the source of this 3321-nucleotide messenger RNA. Its product is annotated as ATP-binding cassette sub-family A member 8-A-like. Gene Ontology annotation, molecular function: ATP binding; ATP hydrolysis activity; ABC-type transporter activity. The transcript has 22 exons. Lineage: Eukaryota; Metazoa; Priapulida; Priapulimorpha; Priapulimorphida; Priapulidae. The record is from RefSeq and is a predicted model, not a curated record. Gene Ontology annotation, cellular component: membrane; intracellular membrane-bounded organelle. Bases 43 to 3321 code for a protein of 1092 amino acids. Gene Ontology annotation, biological process: lipid transport; transmembrane transport.